CCCAGGGGAGGGAGACUUGGGGAGCGAUCUUCGGGACUGUACGGUCUUUUCCCACUUUAUUUUUUCAUAAUGAAGACCAAUAUAAGUGUUUUAACGACUUGCGUUCAAGCGAUUUUACAUUUGUUGUACUUCAGAUAACUUUUCAGUAACUCGUGGCCAUACGUAUAUAUUUAAAUUUUUCGGCAUUCGCGAGAUUUCGUUUCAGAAUGUUUCUGAUUUUUUAACUUAGGCGUAGAACUCGUGAAUAACACGUUUUUAGAAUGUGGCAAAUAUAUAACCUGUUUUAGAUGCGUAGCAGUUGAAAAGGUCACAAUUUUGGUCGGCUGCAGAAACUACACGUGAUUUGUACUCAUUAUUUAAGUAGUUAUAACACGUCAACUUGCAACAGAUAUACUGGAUUAGUUAAACAUUUGAAGAAUUCGAAAACCUCCAGUCUCAACUUAAUGGUGGCGUUUUUGUUGAAAGUUGUGUCGCCGCGGAGCCUAUAAAAGUUACUGUUGCAUUUACGUCCAUAUACUGUAUGGUUGGCUUUCAUCUUGGAAUCCGUCUUAUCAACAUCAACCUGACUUGGUUCCUCUCCGUUUCUUAAUUUCGACAAAGCCUCCCGUUCGUUUUGAAACCUCAGGCUGUAUGCUACAGCGUGGUGGGGAUAUGUUCACAAUGUCCAGCGUAAAGACCAGUAAGGGGAUUUGCUUUUGAGGUACUUUAGCAACUUGUUGCAUCUGGAGUCCCUCGGUGAGAUUUUACAAAUGUGUUCCUGAUCUGAAAAUGUCACAUGGAAUACCAGUAUAUUGGAUACACUUUUUUAACCAAGCGUGUCUGUAACUGUGGUGCUGAAAGAGAUUUGGCCGCGGAAUGAAGUAGCAACAUUGUUGCAAAAGGUUUAUUGAAGUCUCUUGCCAGUGGUUGAAGAGUGCAAAACCAGCCGUGUUGGAUGUGUCCGGACUGAACCGCUGUCUAUGACAACUUCAACCUGAUUGUUAAAAAACAAGGACUGAGGCACUGUUUAUCUCAUGUAACGAUCGUGUUGAAUGUGAUGAGCGAAAUCAAAGUACUGAACUUCAGGCGACGCAAUUCAAAUUAUUGCUUUGAUGUUCUCGAACUUAUGCAAGCGAUGUCUGGCCUCUCCUGUUAGUGAUACCGGUUUACCACAUUAUCUAAAUUCUUAUAAGGCUAAGUAUGUUUUAUUUGUUUUGACGGUAGCAAUUUCAUAAUUUCGCAGCACGUUACGCGUUCUGAUUUUUCUCUUAUCAAAUAUGUGGGCAGCUUUUUUUGGCUUGUUAAUUAACUUGUUUGACCUGCAGUGAUAAGCCUGUGAGCAUGAAAACUUUGGAUUAAACCUGUUUUUUGAAUCAUUUCCACGGGGUCCUACCAUUUUUAAAACGCUAAGCGGAGGACCGGCAUUGGGCCUUAUAUAUUUUUUCCCCUGAAUCAACUCCGCUGGUUGCCAGCUUUGAAGUCCAAGAUGUGCGGCCGGAGCCCGCCGCUACAGCCGAUCCAAUGACCGUUCCCCAGCGGCGACUGGCCGGGCUCUGGCCGUGGCUGCUCAUGGCGGCCCUGCAGGUGGUGUUCGGCCAGACGGGCUUGGAACUGGCGGCGGCGGUAGAGACGGAGCGCUCGGACCCGAGGGCUGUCAUCAAGGUGACACUUCUGAAACACGAGCCCACGGGGAAGCCCAUCAUUCUGGAAGGGCUUUUCGUUGGAGGGAGCGCCGGUAAUGCAGAAGGGAAGCUCAUGCAGUCACACCCUCUGUCCCUGUGCAACACCAGUGAAGAUGAGCGCCCGGAGUCAGACUUUAUCACCAUCGUCAAGCUGGAGAGCCCAGAGCGCAAAGUGCCUCAGUGUCUUCCCCUGCUGGACAAGGCUCGUCUGGCACUGGAACGUGGGGCUCAGGCAGUCAUCUUUGACGUCACGGACGACGACACCGCCGUGUUCCAGCUGCGCCAGUCAGACUCCCUGCAACGUCCAGUGGUGCUGGUGCUUGCUGAGAACGCAGAGCAGCUUAUGGGACUGGUCAACAGGAACGAAGAGGCAAUAAUCCACAUUGACAUUAAGAGAGAGGACCCCAAAUUGCCCCACUACGAUGUUGGCAUCCUCCUUACUAUAGUUUUAGCUAUUCUGGCCAUCAUUUUGAUCUUUGCUUUUCGCUACCGAUGCAAGGCCAACAGAACCUGGGACUCGGUCCACCAGCAGACCAUGAGAGCCAUCAGUCGCCUGGAGACACGGACGUACACCUCUCAGGGCUGCGGGGGCUCACAUCGCCACCGUGGGGGCUGGGGGUCCAACAGCAGCUCAAACUCCAACCCCACUUGUGCCAUCUGCCUGGAGGAGUUCCUGGAUGGCCAGGAACUGCGAAUCAUCUCCUGUGGUCAUGAGUUCCACAAGGAGUGUGUGGAUCCCUGGCUGCUGCAGCACCGCACCUGCCCCCUCUGCAUGCGCAACAUAAUGGGUGCAGAUCUGUCCCCACAAGCCCAGAGGAGCAGAACACAGCAGAACCCUGAGCCCAGCCAGAGCUUCCUGCAGCCCUACCUGCAUGCCUUCCCCCAGCACCAGAUCCCCUUCUCCAUGAGGCCUUACUAUCCACCCGCCCCCUCUGGCGCCUACCCCUCCCUGGGCCACUACAACGGCUCCCCGCCCCUGGACCCCCAGAGUCUCCGUUUCCUCCCAAGCCGUCCCCUGGGCCCCGGGUGCAGGUACCUCCAUCCUACAGAGGUCCCCGGGAGGCCUCACAGGUCCACGGGCGGCUGCAGGACAGCGGGUCACUACGGCCCUGGGCCUCGCCGGUCCUGCUACGCCUACCGCUCCGGCUGCCAGGCCCAGCGCAGCGCCUCCAGCUCCAGGCUCCAGCACGGCCCGUCGUCUGCCCCCACGGCCCGCGCCGCCGCAGGGGGGACCCACGGCCGGGGGGACGAGGGGGGCAGCUGCUCCGGGGGGAGCUACCGGACGGAGCACAGCGGCUACCUGGCCGACGGUCCGGCCAGCGACUCCAGCUCUGGGCCCUGUCACGGCUCGUCCAGCGACUCUGUGCUGAACUGCACCGACGUGUCCCUGCAGGGUGUCUACGGCAGCCGGUCCACCUUCCGCAGCUCGCUGAGCAGUGACUACGACCCGUUUGUGUACUAUGGCCCGAGCCUGUCCGGCCGCAGGGACAGCGUGGAGGCUGGCGCCCAGAGGCCCCGAUCACUGGACUCGGUGGUGAACAGAGGAGCGGAAGGAGGUUGCCUGGAGGAGCAGCAGGCGGUGUUCAGCCACGUGCACUACCACCGCCACAGACACCACCACUAUGGAGAGGAUGGCGAGCACGGGCUGGGACCGGGCCGGGGGUCAGACGAGGAGCAGGGGGCUGCGGCCGCCGGUGGCCAUGGGUCUGGUGCUCCCGCGGCUCUGAGCCAGGACUCCUCGAUAUGCCCCCUGAAGCCCGGCCCCUGUCAGUGUCCCCAGGCAGACAGCGCAGGAGCCCCGGGGACAGAGGGUCCUGACCUGGCGCUCAGCCUCAGCCCACCUCCCGUCCUUGUUCCCCCGGUCCCAUUACCCCCGCCGCCCACGGCCCCCUGCUGCCACCAGGGCUAUGGUCAGGCUGGACACCCCCAUCGGAGGGCCGGUCGGCUCGGCGGCUGCGUCCACGACAGCCCCUCCGUGCGCUUCCACCAGAGCCUGGACCUCCAGGAUGACUGUAGCAUUCACAUUCACUACGGACAGAGCCCUGGGUACUGUUGUCCCCAGUCGGACCGGCCCCCAGCCCUGCUCCCGGUGCCCCUCAUCCUGGACUCUGGGGGGGCCCUGGAGGACUGGCCGUGCUGUGGAGGACCCCACCGGGUAGUGUGGCAGAAGCGGGUGCAGCAAGCCCACUCGGAGCCCCAGCUGUUGGGUCCUUUGGACAGGCCUCCGCCCCCGUGCGGCCGGCGCCACCACGGCCACCACAACAGCCCGGUGCACGACCGCAACAUAGACUUCUGUUUAUACUGCCAGACUUUACACAACAAUCAGGGAUCAGAAGAGGAGUCUGGUGUGUGAGGACUAACUCACAUCCCCAACAUCACGCUGCUACAUACACAGGAGCCGCAAUGGACAAACACAAUGCAUUAUUGGCGGCCAUCUUUUUAAGUCUUCAGAAUAAUUCCACAGUGAAUAUCUACAUUCAGACCACACUUCCCUGGAUCCCCCAGUCAGCGCUCAGAGUACCUUCUGUCUAGCAGAGAUCAAAAGGAGUCCGAAUAUUUUAAGAAAAACAUCGAUUAAACCAAGUAAAGAGAGUUUGAAAGUCUUGAAUGAUAAUAUGUCAAAGUGUUUAAUUCUAGAAUGUAAAUUUUUUUAAUUCUAGAAAAUCAACUGACUGGGAGAUCCUGGAGAAACCAGGCCUACAUCACAAAUGGGAAAUGUGUUUUUCUAAGUUUCACCUUGUUGUUUUGUUUUGUAAAUUACAGGAAGAAUUAAAUACCAACAUGAUAUUACAAGUUCCCAGGUUGCCUUAGUUAUCACACUGAAUGAUCGCUGCUCACGGCUUGAGCUUCUGUCCUCAGCAAAAAUCACCUCAGCCCUCUCCUUCACUGGAAAUAUCAUCUAGAUAGCUCAGCCAGAGGUUUCAUGCUCUGGUCAGCCUACCUCAAAACAGAUUCAGAAAUGUAUCCAUCAGCAGGGGUUUCACAAAGGUACUGAGAGCUACAGAACAGAGCAUUGAAGCUUCUCUCUGGGCAGUGUGCUCGUUGGGGGGAAUAAAACAAUUAUUUUGUUAGUUGGCAGUGUAAGCAGUGAUCAUUGUCUGUGAUAACUAGAAGCUGGAAUGGGGACUGUUGGUUAAUUCCAUAAUGGCAGCUGUUUUCAUCACAUUGUGUCUGUUUUAUAGUUCAGUCUGUCAUUUUGUUUUCACCAUUGAAAGAAAGAACCUGACUGACUGAAGUGUUAUUUUUACAAGCUAUUUUUUUUUUGCUAAUGUCAUUUACUCAUGUUGCCCAUGGUUACCUAUUACUUUUGACCUGAGUGUUGAUUUGGCGGCCAGUGAAGGUGGGUGGGGCCUUCCAGACAGACCUGGGUUCACGCUGUUUUUGAUAACUUCAAAAACAUCAAAUGUGUUAGAUUGAACUUUGUCUGGCUCCACACUACAUUUUUUGAAGUCCCAAAAGUCCCAAAACUUUUCACAUUUGGUGUGCUUGCAAGUCAGGCUGAAAUAUCCACAUUCCCAAACUAUGUGAAAUAUUUUAAAUAGUAUUUGAACCCAGGCAGGUCUGCCUCCAGAACAGCACACAGCGUGAGUGGAGCUUGGCUCGGCUCAGGAAGGACAUUCACCAUGUCGUCUGCCCGUCACCCCUGACCUUAAAUCCUGUGACCUUGUACACAACCCAAUCAGUGUCCACCAGCAAAGAUGUUUCCAUCUUUGUUCUUCCCAUCUACCAGCAGCAAAAGCUCACCAAUGGUGCUCUUAUCCUGCAACAUUGUAGCAAAAUAUUAAAAACCGAAUUACUAUGUAAUAACUGGAGGAAAGCCAUGAAAAGUAAUUUGAGGUUGGGGACAUUAUUCACUACAGAACAUACACAACAAAUCAAUCAAACAUGUGGCCUUAAAUCAACUUCAGUGAAUGUCAAAGAAAGCCUGGUGUCCUGAUCGGUCAGUUAAGCACUUUCCCCUGAUUUAAAAAAACAAAACACUGGAACAAUAUUAAAUGUGCAUAGUUCUACCCUACAUUAUAAUAUAAUGUAUAAUGACUGUAUAGGUGAAGGUCAGUGAGAAUGUGAAAGGAGACUACACUGAGUCUUAGACAUUAAACAUAAAAUUAAACAAUUAAAUAUACCUGUUGAUCCCCAGAGUAUUUACUAAAGAGUCAGUAGCACUUAUAACAACCGGUACAUUUAAUCUGACUGAGCUAUUAACAUUGGUUCGAUCAGUUUCUUCAAUCAAGCCAUGUGGAUUUCGUUUUCAAACAGGUUAGUUACUUCCUGUUGAUGGGUUGACAGCUGUUAUGAUCAUCUAUCGGAAAAUAAACUAAUACAUUAAGCUCGUUAUUUUACCAAAGAAACACAGUUUUGGAUGCAAUCACCCUGUACCUUAUAUUCAAUUCAAACCCAAACAAACUGCCCUGCCUAACAAGAAAAAUAAAAUAAUGAAAUGGUAUGUGGUCAACUUAGUGGACAAUCAUGAACUACACGCCCUUAUACAUGGUUUCCUCAAUUCUAAUGUGUUGUAGAGACCGAUUCUCUACCUAUUAAUUCAGGUUGUAUUUUUCUGUUGUAUGUUUAGUGUGGAGUAGAAUCCUAUGCUCUUUAGGUCAAACCAGACACAAUAAUGUCUCCCUUUUGAACAACAAUGAAACAUCUGUUUGGAUUUCAGGCUAGCCUGAGCUGAAAAUGACUGGAUCACUACCACAACCAGCACUUUGGCUUUGUUAAACCAUUUGUAACAGGAAACAUUUUAAGCAAGUAAUCAAAGCACUCAAAUUAUUACAAUGACCAGUAUAAGACAAUAUGACACUUAAAAAUCAAUGGAAUGUCCCUGAAACAUUUGGGGAGAUUUUAUUGUCCUCUUUAGGGUUCUUGUGUUUUUUGUUUAUUAUUUUGUUUGUUUUUUAAUGAGCUGAAACUGCCUUUUCUACUAGAGCCUAAUCCCUAUAGAAAUGGAAGGGAUCUGUCAGUAUAUUUUGGAUACUUUGUGUACAAACAGAGAAAGACAAAAACAUAAAUGAAAUAAAGUGUUGUAUUUUAUAUAUAAUAGAACAUUUCAAUAUGGUGAUGUCACUAAUAUAUUUAUUUACUAAUAUAUUUAUCCAUUUUUGUCCAGGUUCUGAAAAAUAAUACAUGGUCUCUGUAGAG
Messenger RNA from Esox lucius (northern pike), 6800 nucleotides. Its product is annotated as E3 ubiquitin-protein ligase RNF43. Lineage: Eukaryota; Metazoa; Chordata; Actinopteri; Esociformes; Esocidae. The record is from RefSeq and is a predicted model, not a curated record. Gene Ontology annotation, molecular function: frizzled binding; ubiquitin protein ligase activity. The transcript is spliced from 8 exons. The coding region runs from base 1501 to 4014 and encodes 837 amino acids. Gene Ontology annotation, biological process: Wnt receptor catabolic process; ubiquitin-dependent protein catabolic process.